This is a messenger RNA of Syngnathus typhle (broad-nosed pipefish), 6934 nucleotides long. RefSeq names its product vitamin D3 receptor B. The coding region runs from base 305 to 1582 and encodes 425 amino acids. The transcript has 10 exons. Gene Ontology annotation, molecular function: vitamin D response element binding; zinc ion binding; nuclear receptor activity. The record is from RefSeq and is a predicted model, not a curated record. Gene Ontology annotation, biological process: cell differentiation; negative regulation of transcription by RNA polymerase II; positive regulation of transcription by RNA polymerase II. Gene Ontology annotation, cellular component: nucleus. NCBI's taxonomy places the organism in Eukaryota, Metazoa, Chordata, Actinopteri, Syngnathiformes, Syngnathidae.
CCACGCUAAACAGCGCUAGCCACUACCAGCGCCGCCGCGUGCGAGUCCGACGUCUGGAAGGGCGGACGACUUUUCCCCACAUUCCUAAGAUUUGCAAAACACAGUCGUCUCGAAAGAAACCACUUCGUCAACAUGGGAUCGUGCACGCACGAAGACUGCGUGUGAAGAAGAUCAAAAGCAACUCGGGGCUUAAUGGGGGGCGGGGGGGAGUUGUGUUCAACUGUUAAGGAUUAACAUCUUGGGAUAAACGGAGGAAAGCUUUCAAGUCUCAGCCAGUGUUCAAGGGCAUGCCAAAUCCUCAGUAAUGGAGCCCACUGUUGUGAGUACAUCCACCCUGGCCCCUGAUGAGUUUGACAGAAAUGUGCCUCGAAUCUGCGGCGUGUGUGGCGACAAAGCCACCGGCUUUCACUUCAACGCCAUGACCUGCGAGGGCUGCAAGGGCUUUUUCAGGCGCAGUAUGAAGCGCAAGGCUUCCUUCACGUGUCCCUUUAACGGCAGUUGCACCAUCACCAAGGACAACAGACGCCACUGCCAGGCUUGCCGGCUCAAACGCUGUGUGGACAUUGGCAUGAUGAAAGAGUUCAUCCUGACAGACGAGGAAGUGCAGAGGAAGAAGGACCUCAUUCAACGGCGAAAGGAUGAGGAGGCCCAACGCGAAGCGGAGAGGGAAGCGCGGCGACCUCGGCUGACCGACGAACAGAGUCAAGUCAUUGCCACGCUGGUGGAGGCGCACCACAAAACAUUCGACGACUCCUACUCUGACUUCUGCCGCUUUCGGCCACCAGUGCGAGAGGGGCCAGUGACACGCAGCGCCAGCAGAGCCGCUUCCCUCCACUCUCUGUCGGACGCCUCCUCCGAUUCCUUCAGUCACUCUCCCGAAUCGGUGGACACCAAAAUGAAUUUGAACAACUUGAUGAUGAUGUAUCAGGAGCAAGGAAGCAGCCCCGAUUCCAGUGAAGAGGAAGCCUCCAGCUUCUCCAUGCUUCCCCACCUGGCCGAUUUGGUGUCCUACAGCAUUCAGAAGGUCAUCGGCUUUGCCAAGAUGAUCCCGGGCUUCAGAGAGCUGACAGCAGAAGAUCAGAUCGCCUUGCUGAAGUCGAGUGCCAUUGAGGUGAUCAUGCUUCGCUCAAAUCAGAGCUUCAACCUGGAAGACAUGUCCUGGAGCUGCGGUGCUCCUGACUUUAAAUACCAGAUCAGUGAUGUCACCAAAGCGGGCCACACUCUGGAACUACUGGAGCCGCUGGUUAAGUUCCAGGUGGGCCUCAAGAAGCUUUGCCUACAUGAGGAGGAACAUGUACUGCUGAUGGCCAUCUGCUUGCUUUCUCCAGACCGCCCAGGUGUGCAGGACCACGCGCGCAUCGAAACCCUCCAAGACCGCCUGUCCGAGACUCUGCAGGCCUUCAUCCAGCUCAACCACCCCGGCGGGAGCCUGCUCUACGCCAAGAUGAUUCAAAAGCUGGCCGACCUGCGCAGCCUCAACGAGGAGCACUCCAAACAGUACCGCUCGCUCUCUUUCCAACCCGAGCACAGCAUGCAGCUCACCCCACUGGUGCUGGAGGUGUUUGGCAGCGAGGUGUCCUAAGGGGCGACCGCACCCGUGUGGGUACAAAAUGGAGGGUGGGAGCCGAUGAGUAUCUGGAUGCGUGUCUCUUUCAAGAGUCCGUAAGGCGAGCAAGCAGAUGUUUAAGCGACAGUAAACAAGGGAACUACAUUCAGUACAACUUAAGCUAAGCAUACUUCUGCCUCUUUACAGUGUUUAUUUUUUUUUGUCUAUUUAAAAAAAUCAACGCUGCUUCAAAUGUCAGGACAUUUUGUGUACACACACGGUGCACAACAACAAACACACUCAGUUAUUCAUUUAGCCAUUCCGUUGAGCUACCUCUUUAUUUUAUUUUAUUUUUACCGGGGCUGUUUUAUAUUACUAUCACCUCUAUGGAUGCUUUAGAUACAGUACGGACGACGUUUUAUCGGAUGAAAUCAGUGCCUCUGCAUUACUUUACAAGUUGUCAUUUUUUAUGGUCAUCUGCUUGUCUCCAAGGCAGUGUGUAUUUAUGUAUACCAACCUUUCAUCUCUUGCCAAAGGUAUGGUCCUCUGCCAUCUCGGAAAACCAUCUUGCUGCUCGCUUCGCGUGCGACCGCAUGACACGCUCACAAUCUUUUUUUUUUUCUGACUAACCUAACAGCCCAUGAAGGAAAACGGUCAGUAUUUCACUUUAGAUUGCAGAGUAUAGUCUGUCAUUUAGUGGAUUGAAUUUUGGUUUGCCUGGUUUUUGGAGGUGAGAAUCAGCCACUAAAUGUGUUAGCUACAAUUUUUUUCUUUCUUUCUUUCGAACUGCAAACGGUCAAUCAAACCGAGCCAACAUUAUGGCUUGUCGCUCUUUAUUUUCCUAAAGCUUCUAAUGAUAUAGUUAAUUCCUUGUAAAUAGCUAAUUGCUACCAUGUGUAUCCUAAGCACUGUUGUAUCACCAUUUAUUCAAGACUGUAUACUCUAUAUAUCACAGAUUUUAAAGGGCUAAAUGCCAAAUUUAACUGGAUUAGUGAAUUAAGGCUCCGGUAAGAGACCUGACUUGUUAAUGGAUGGCUGCAAACCAUACUUGGAGUUGGCUUAGAAAUGGAUAUAAUUGCUUCAGAAUUGUUUAUUUUAUUCUAUAUGUCCCUGUAUCUUCCCCAAGACAAUUUCAAGAAUUGUUCUUCGGUGGAAUAUCAUGAGCUCGGUGGGCGUGAAACUUUGCAAGUUGCUUCACGCCUUGGCACUUAUAAUACCCUGAAUUUUCUAGAACAUCUGAGAACUAGUCUGAGACUGGUUGUGGUUGGUGUGCAACUCCUCCCAAAGGCCCUCCAGAUGGCUCAUGUGUGCAGUUUGCCCCCCCUAGUGGCUGUUUUGUCUAAAGACCACAUAUGCAGUGCAUAAAAGUCAUCGUGUUAAGUUAGGGUGACCAGAGAUGCAAUUUCAGCCUUGUAUUACUCAAUAUAACUCAGAGUAUAGUUCCUGCUCUAGAUAAUUCAUAUCGGAAUUUUGAGAAAAGUUGUGUAUUUGGUUCUACUAAAAAAAAAAAACAUUAACUGUAAUAACAUAAAAUAAGCCGGUUAAAAACAGAAAAACAUUUUAAUUGUAAUAACGUAAAAUAAGACUGUUUAAAAACAGUAUCACGGAAACAAAAAACAUUUUAUGGUUUGAAAGAAAUAUACUUGUAGUAUUAAGACUAAAAUGGGAAUGGAGUUUUAAUGUUGAGAAACUGAAAAAAUGUGUGAGAAUUUCUUAUUAUGCGAGUGAAAAAUAUUCCAUUGUAAUAUAAGUGAUGUUGGACAUUUGAAAGAAAAAAGAGUAAAAGGUGAAAUAGUACAGGAUCGAAGCCCUUAUGUUAAUACAUGAUUAAAGAAAUAGAAUAUCCGUAUCCCCCGACAUCCAGAUUAAGGUUGUAAUUUUACAAGAAAACAUCGAUCUAUUUAAUUUUUUUGUCCCAUUGAGGACACACUGCAAAAACAAAAGACUUUGUAUCAGGGUAAAGCAAAUGUCGUGAAGAUGACAGAUUUAAAUGUAAAUGCAAGAGAAUUCUAAAUAGUAUUUAAAUGGAUAUACAAAACAAAUAUGCAAUACACAAUAUUGCCGUUUUCCACUUUGUUGUGAUCAACUGAUGAACUCGCUCUAGUUUUGGAAUGACCCAGUUUGAUUAUUAAGUCAUUAGUCACAUUUGAUACUUAAGAGGCCGCUGUAUUAUUUGGUGCCACGAUGAAAUUGCCCGAAGAAAACGGAUCUGUAGAUUGCUUGAUAGAUAGUAUGCCGCAUGCACAUCACAAAUCCGCCCCUUCCUGUCACGCGUGGACUAUUUUCACGGGGGUUGCGUUGCGUUCAAGCUAUUUUCACGGUAGCGAUGUGAUGUCAAAUAGUUUCUGACAUGGGCGAAAGUAGUUCCUGUGAUUGGCUAUGCAGGCUUCCUGUGCCAGACCUUUUAUGACGCUUCCACUGACAUCAUCUCAGGGCUACUCUUGCAGCCUUCGCGCUGCUCCUCGUUUGUCAUCGGGAGAGCAUUGUCGCUUUAAACUGUGCAGCCCAAACUGACUCACCAGCAGGACCGUUCUCUUUCACUGUGGCAUAAGUCCAACUCUUCUACUAUUGAUGACUUGUGCCAAUCCAACUGCACGGGAAAUAUAUUGCAAAAUGUUUCCCCGUUAAUGUAACGACAGUUUUGGUUUUCUCCGAUACAGUUCAUGUCCUCAAAAGUGACGAUAGAGUUUCUUGGAGGCAGUAGGCCACCACGUGUACUUUUUUUUUUGGAACGUUUUUUUACUGCUGUAUGUAGGUUAAAGAUAGUAAUGCAGUAUUGACGUGUACAGAGGAGUAGUAAGGCGACACUGAAAAGAAAAAAACUAUCUCAAAAACUUUUUUUUCCCCAUGUAAUAUUCCAUUCUUCAUUCAGAUAACUUUAGAGCUUUCUUGUGCUGGUCUUUUCUUUUCAGUGCAGUCGUAAUAUUUCUUUGUAGAUAUGCGCGUGUUUUGUCCAAGUAGGGAACUUUGGGGAAUGCGAAAGUGCCAUAGGAAGGCUUUCCUCCAAACGAGAACAGGGUCAGUGAGUUCUCCGGUGAGGAUUUCUGAGCCGAGCGGGAAAAUUGUAGAGGACAAAAGUAACGUUGACGUUGGCGCCCAUGACUGACUCAUUGUACAUAUCAUGGAUCUGCUCAUAUUGACACGAGGUUUUCUUGUUUGUAUUCACCAUACAAAGCUGCUUCAAACCAUUGUAACAAUGUGGUUGGUGCUUGUUGGAUUUUUGGACCUUGUAAAUUCUACUGCAACGGAGAUCCACCACGCGUGACAUGCGACCAUCUUUGUUGAGAUAGUAGCGGUCUAGUCAACAAGAAUGACAUUGCAUACCGUAAUACCUGUAAUAUACACAUCAUGGUACACUAUCACCAGCAAGCUUUACAGAUAUACUAUUUUGUUUCUCUUUUUGAAAGUUUGUCCGUAUGACUGUUGCCAUUACAAAUCCUGUCCAUAAAGCAGGUAUGAUAGCCGUCUCGCCGCCCGCCCACACGUUCUAUUUGGAGUUUUCAUUCCCGCCUUUACGACAGGGAUUGUAAUGGAAUCAACUUAAAUGUAGUUCUUAAGACGAAGAUUUUCCACAAUGGAUGUACACCGUCGUCAACCUAAUAAGAAACAACCUACCUCUUUUAGCUCUUUUUUUUUUUUUUUUGGCUUUAGCAUUUGCUUCAGUUUUUACUUUUGUAAUGUUUGUAUUCAUAUUGGUAUUUAUUGCUGUCUAAUGAGUCAUACUUCAAUGAUUACCUCAGAGAUAUCUCACAGAUUUUGGGGAGAGUCCAGCUAAUGAAGUUGUUGAUAGUUUGUUUGUUGUCAUUGUACAGUUGUCUUCUCAUACUAAGCAUUGCCCCCUCCGUUCCCACCAACACACAAAAUACCAGUGGUGUUUUUAUGAAAUCUUGUGCCUACACCCACGGGGCUCUCACUGGCUAGAAAGCGCUUUGCAGCAUUGUCCUUGACAUGUAUACUUAGAGAGUGGAAUGAAAACGAAAUGUCUACACACCUCGAAAAAAUAUAAUGGCUGGAUAAUCUUUUUUUCGUGUGAAAGAAAAUAAGUCAAUUAUUGUCAUAUUUAGGCCAUGACUUGCCAGAAAUUCCUUCAGUGUUUUCCUUCUCUCUCUGGUCUUUACAUUCGUUUAACAGAGAUGUCCACUUCUCCUGUUCCAGUUCUCACAAUGGUGCCAUAUUUUAUGUACUUGUAUAAUGACUGUCUUCACUUUGUUCCAAGGUCCAGCUAAAGCUUUGGAAAUACUUGUCAGAAGAAUCUCAGUGUUGGAAAUGCUCAGAGGCAUGUAUAGAUUAGUUUGAAUGUGAUCAGUCAGAUACGUUCACACAUGAGAUGAAGGAGCUGCAGGAAUUUCUGGCAAGUAAUGGCUGCAAUCCCCUACAGGCUAUCAUUCGUGUUGAAAGUUUUUCGAGAGGAUGUGUAGACUUUUUAAAGCCACUGUGGUUUGUAAAGGCAAACCUUGGAGAGGAUGUAAUUUGUUAGGGAAGUGUCCAGAGGAACUCCAGUGGCUGAUGGAGCAAUGAGAGGUGUGUUAGCCCCACUUGGUUCUACUAUAUGUGUGGUUGAAGUUCUACAGUGCCCCGCCCCCGCGUUCUUUCUCCUCAUAUCUUCUGUCUGAAGUCUACUCCCUCACCUGUGUCAUUCCCGACCCGUUUUUGGUCCGACGAAGGGAAUUAGGAGAGGCGACAUCUUCAGUAUACACUACAUGCAAUGCUGCUUCUACCCCCGUUUGUUCUAUUUAUAUAUAUAUAUAUUUUUUAAUUGCCAAGCAUCACCAAGUUAGAAACACUACAUAAUGCGGGCAUAGUCCAAAGUGAGCCCCCCCCCCAAUAGGAAUAUAGUGGUACUCAUUGGAGAGAGAUCACUUUUUGUACUCAUGUCAAACUGCUUCAGGUAAACACUGAAUGGAAUGAUUAGAGUUGUUUUUUGGUUAAUAUAAAGAGGAACAUUAUUGCCAUGACGACUUACCCUGAGCUGUGUGCUACAUGGCCUUUUUACUGCAGGGACACCACGUUCCCCAGCUUUGUGACUGGGAGAGAAUCUGACUUAUGAUGUAGUACUUCUGAAUUUGGCAUUGAAUUCUAGUCCUUCUUUAUGAAGCCAAAUUACGCCACGUUCAAUUCAAAUGCCUAAACCAACAAAAGCACUUAAUGUAAUCUUAUGUAAUGCGCGCAUACUGAUUGACUCUAUUUGCCACAAAAGGCCUAAUGUAUAGGUCACGCUUGGCUUUAGUUAUCAGAAAAAUUUAAAUCACCUAAAUUUUAUUGCAAUUGCAAUUUUAUCUUUUGUGUCUUUAUUUUCUCUCAAAGAUCUCUUUUCUAUUAUAAAUUGAUGUCUAUGUAAUAUUAUUUUGUCUGAUGUUUUGCAAAUCAAAAAUAAACACUUGUACAGUG